Molecule: messenger RNA, 2525 nt
Organism: Pomacea canaliculata
Lineage: Eukaryota; Metazoa; Mollusca; Gastropoda; Architaenioglossa; Ampullariidae
Exons: 8
Coding region: 128-1630 (500 amino acids)
Cellular component (GO): membrane
Source: RefSeq, a predicted model, not a curated record
AUUCUACUUAAAAUCAGGCUCAAAUGAACUCGCAAUGAGAAACUUUUGGUAUUCUCUCUGAUUUAUAUCUAGAUUGCUGAAAUGUUGUGCACAGUUUAAUAUCUGCUUUUUCAAAAAGAAACCAUUGAUGGUUCCUGGAUUUUUGUUACUGAAACGUACGCCCGUCAUGAGGUGCUUGGUACCUAUUAUUCAUUUAACAGUUGUUCUUCUUAUUCAAGGCUCAGGCGCUCAGCUACAAGUACAACUAGUGAAUGGAACAUCAUAUUGGAAUGGCCGUUUAGAAAUAUUACACAAUGGAACAUGGACCACAGUGUGCAGCAAUUAUUUUGGAAAAGAAGAGGCACAGGUAGCCUGCAAAAUGCUUGGUUUGGACAGUUCGCGGGCCAUGGCUGUGGGGUCAGGUCAGUAUGGUGAAGGUUCAGGUCUCAUCCUCUUUGGCAACGUCACGUGCACAGGGAAGGAGUCGAGUUUUGAUGAGUGUCAACAUGAUGGAUUUUACAGGCGCGACUGCAGACACAAUGAUGAUGUCGGUAUCAUCUGUAAUAUCAAACCAUUACGACUUCGCUUGACGAGUGUUUUUGGAGACAGAUCAGACAUAAACCGUGUUGAGAUGGAACUCGGAACACAGUGGAACUCACUUUGCAUGACUCGCAAUGCUGCUAAAGUUGUCUGUAGACAGCUCGGCUUAUCACAGCAUGCUGCAUUGUAUAGGAAUGUAUCAAUGCAGAAGGACAUUUUAUCUGAAAAAAACAAGCACUCUGAACUCGAUAUAAAGUUUCUCUGCCUUGGGAAUGAGACAAGCCUUUUGGAGUGCGACCGUUAUGGACCGAACAAAGAUGUUGUUUGCGGAUUAUAUAACAGCGUCAACUGUAAUGAGUCAAUACCUCCUCUUCGUAUCCUGUAUAACGAGGCUUCAUUCCCGCUGCUUGAUGGAGCAAAUUUAACUCUAGAAUGUGAGAUCACACAGUCUGGGGAAUUAGAAUUUACAUACCUGUGGUUUGAGUAUUCAAGGAUACGUCUUCAGAGUCAGUAUGGAAAGUACCUAAUAUUUAAUAAUGUGACUAAAGACCAUCAUGAACUUCGAGUGUACUGUGGAGCCAACUAUUGGUACAAUGGUCUCCAUUACCUUGUCGCAAGUGACGUCAUGAUAAUUACGGUUUGCUGUACCCCGUCGACAAUCAUGCAUAACACAGAACCGACCUCUGUGUAUAUCCGUGACGACAAAGGUUAUCUAACGAUUGAAAUGACAGCCUAUCCCAUCCCUCAAGUGACAGCCACUAUGUACCUUGGUCCAGUUCUGACUGAUGGUGUCAAAGGUGAAGAUACAAGCAACACGACACGUGUAAUAUGUGCUGAUGUCGGUCUGGCACGUGCAUCAGUGUCGUGUAACAUCACUGUCUUUAACAUAUCACAAGCUGCUGAUGGCUUCUACAAAAUUGUUUUCGACAACAAACUUGGGCAGCUGCCUUAUAUAUUCACAAUCAGGCGUCAAGAGCGCAGAGGAGAAAUACCAUCGGCAUUUUUGUUGACUUUUGUCGGCGCAUUUGUUGUUGGCAUUGUUAUCUUCGCUUCUGUAACAGUCUACUGCGUCAGACGUUGGACAGGUAAGUUAAUUAGGCUUGUGGUUUGAUUACAAUGUCUGUGUUGUCAUUUAGGAACAAAUUUCACAAGUUACUGGAUAUUUCAAACUCAGCUUUUAUGCUUUUUAAUCAACAAUGGAUCACAAGCGAAACAGGAAAACGAAAAAGUCCGGUUUAAUUUAAAUAUUUCUUGUUGCCAUUGUCGAGCAAUACUCCGUUGACUUAAAUUGGAACGGCAGCAAAAACUUCUAUGUACAGAAGAAAAUACACUUGUUGCUUAAAGGACUUCGACCUCUAUACAGACUGUGGGCAUCUUAUGAACCAGUUUGGGUAAGUCAUUAGCACUUUUGUCUCGUUCAAACUGUUUCGAUUUGACAGCUCUAACUUUUUUGCUGGAAAUUCCAAUUAACAACUGUUUACUCCUCAUGUAUUUAUCGUAAAAAUAUUUUUGCAGCCUCGAUAAUUGUAAUUUACAUAUAUAUAUACACAUAACACACAUGCUAAUGAAUACUGUCAUGAAUCAGCAUGGUUUAAGGAAAGAAAAACAGGGUCAAAGCUAGUAAGAAAAAUAAUGAAGGGGCGAUACCAGGUUUUGAGUUAGACAAAGGGGUAAGAAUGGUUACCUCCCCUAGCAUUAAAUGAACCUGGGAAUCGUGGCAACUUACCUAAAAGGGGGCCGCAGUCAUCAGAUCAGGGGUACGUCCGUUAAUUGAAAGUACACUUAGCCCUGAUAAUAGCGUUUGUUUUCUUUGCCAUCGACUGGACACUGGUGGUAACUGAGGGAGUAUUGACUACUGUUCCUGUGCAUCUCUGGGGUCUUGGUCGUCUGGAGCCGGUGCCGGACCACUGUCGCCUGAGAUCGCCACCGCAUCUGUCGUCCGUUGCCUGGGGCAACCAGAGAGGUAGCGGUGCCAGUGAGCUAGGGACAGUGCGUUUGAAGACUCA